CAUCUGACUUUAUGUAAAUUCUCAUAUUAUCGGAUGAAUUAAUUUGUCAAUUUGUGUUAAUAUAAAAAUGUUGAUGAAUAAAAGUUAGAUGAACGAAAUAAAUAAUAAUGAAUGUACAAUUUUAAAUUAAAAUUUGAAAACGAUCAUUUAACCAGGCCUGGUAAGGUUAGUGUUAAUUUGCUUUUAGCCAUGGAAAAGAUAUUUUACGAUACGAUAUUGUUAAUACGAUAGUACGGCUGAGUCAUUUCGCGAUUAUGAUACAAUAUCGUUGUUCAUAGUCAUACUACGUCAUGGACGAGAUAUCUUGUGCAUUUGCUUAUUAUGACAAAAGUUGCAAUUAUAAAAAAACAGACUCACGGGACAUCUCAACGGCAACGCAGUACGAAUAUUGUGUCGAUAGAUACAUUGCCCGUAACAAUAUACGAACGGUAUUUUGUCGCGAAUAACUUGUCUGUGUCAUCGUGCAAAUGGUAUUGUGUCGCAACAUAUCUCGUCAAUGGUUACGAAGCGGGUAAUGAUUUAUUUGACACGCUACAUACACUACGUUAGAAAAAAUUUUUAAUUUAAGGAUUCUUGAAAGUAAAUUUAUGGUCUACUGAAAGGUAACUGUUCUAUAAUAUGUUUAAGUAUAACUAUUCACAAUGUCAUUAAUUAAUAUUUUAAAUAAUGUUAAAUACAAAGUAAUAGAUACAGAAAGUGUGAUUUGUUUGACGUGAAAUUUGUUUUCAGGUGUUCUUAAAUAUACCAAUGUUUCGUUUUUAAUCCUCUUUCAAUUUUUUCUAUAAUAUACUGAAUAAUUACUUUUUACUAUUUCAACCAUCCUUUUCAAUAUGUAAUUUUUUUCUAUAUACAUAUUUUUCUUUUUUGAAAAAUUUUAUCUGCAACUAUCUAAAGUUUAAUGAGUUUUAGAACGGUUUCCAUUCCUAUCGUGGUUUGAGUAUCGAUUUCUUGAUAACUAUAGAAGUGACAUGUGAUGUUAUUGGUGCAGAAUGUAAAUUAAAUUUUCUUUUUACAUCAUCCAUAGAAAUAAAUUUCAUAAUAAUAUUACGAAACUAAUUUAAGAAGAUAAAGCAACAGGAUAAGAAACCAUUUCGAAAGAAUCAACAAUGUCGAGCAGUAUGUUGUUAAGCCUCUCGGAAACUUUAAAUACAUCCGAAGCUGCACUUCGUCUUCUUAUCUCCAUUUUUCUUGGAUUACCCAUCGCCCUUCUUCACAGAUAUACUUUGUACGGAAAAUGUCCAGUUUUUCAACAUAUAUUUUUUGCAACCUGUGGCGUUUUGAUUUGCUUAUGGAAUUAUGGGCUCAAUAUACUUCACUCAGCAGCAGCAAUGUAUGUUACAUAUUGUGUCUUAAAACGCCUUGGUGGUUCCUCUUUAUCUGUUGUCAUUAUUUUUAUCUUCAAUAUGGCUUAUCUUCUAUGCGGAUAUUAUAUGACAAGUACAGAUGACUAUGAUAUAAAAUGGACUAUGCCACAGUGUGUAUUAACUCUGCGAUUAAUUGGUCUUGCGUUCAAUUUGCUGGACGGUCAAAAACCCGAGGAAAAAUUGUCUGUAUCGCAGAAACAAGUGGCCUUGAAAGAACAACCAACGUUUUUAGAGAUUGCAGCAUUUGCAUAUUUUCCAGGAUCGUUUCUCGUUGGGCCACAAUUUAGCAUGAAAAGGUACUUAGACUAUGUAAAUGGACGAUAUACGAUGAUCGAUACGAAUUCUUUCUCUAUGAAAGAAGAAAUUGAACUUCAUGAUUGUAUCAUUCCUGGUAUUUCUCGAAUGUUUGUUGGAUGUAUAUACUUGACAUUCUAUCAAUUAGGGACUUCAUACAUUCCCAAUCAAUAUCUAUUGAGUGCAGAAUUCCGAGAACAGACAUUCUUGAAACGUCUUUUUACGAUUGGCUUUUGGGGUCAUUUCAAUCUGUAUAAAUAUAUUUCUUGUUGGUUAUUAGCUGAAGGGGUUUGUACAACUUUUGGUUUAACUUAUAAUGGAAAGGAUGAGAAAGGUCGUCCUCUGUGGAAUGGUUGUGAAAAUGUUAAAUUGUUAAAAUUUGAAACAGCAACUCAGUUUAAUGAUUAUAUCUUAUCAUUUAAUAUAAACACUAAUAAUUGGUGCGCGGAAUAUAUUUACAAGAGAUUGAAAUUUCUGGGAUCAAAAAUAUAUAGUCAGUUUUUCACCCUGGUGUUUCUCGCAGUUUGGCAUGGACUUCAUUCAGGAUACUAUGUAUGCUUCUUCCUCGAGUUUAUUAUCAUGUAUGCUGAAAAAGAUUUAUCUCAAAUAUUGAAGAGACAACAGAAAUUACAAAGCUUAUUAAACAGUCGUCCAGAACUUCAAAUUCUCACAUGGAUUCUUAUGAACAUGUACACAUUUAUUUUUAUGGGUUAUUGUCUUGUUUGUUUUACAUUUUUGUCAUACCCUCGUUAUCAUCAAGUUUACUUUUCUAUUUAUUAUUGUGGUCAUAUAAUAUAUCUCUCUUAUCCACUGAUUUCACUAUUUAUUAAGAUAUUUUUUCUAAAAAAACGGUCUAAAAAACUUGAAGAGUAAUGUAAAUGUAAAAAAGUUUCUGAAUAAGUUUUAACUUUUUAUUGAUGAUGCUAAAUAUAAGGAAAGUGAUAGAAAUGAAAUAGUGAAGGGUACAUUGUCUUCAAAUACUGGGAUCGCACACAAUUUGUUGAAGUACAAGAAGUAUUUAUAAACUAUUUUUGAAAAGUGCCAAUUAAGAUAAUAAAAUAUACAAUAGAUUUUUUAUGAAUAGUAGACGGUUGUAAUUUCUGUAUAAAUAAAAGAAAAUUUAUGUUUUAACCUCCCAGAAAUGACCUAUUUAUACUUUUGGAAAUCUUUUUUUAAGAAGGAAAAGAAAUGGAAAAUUUCACUAAUCUUUAAUCUUUCAUUAAGCAAGAACUUAAUAAAUUUGCAAUGUAGGAGUAUGGUUUUUUAAUCAUACCUAAUGCUUAUAUCUUGACAUGUUCGUUUUAGGUAUUUGAAAAAACAUUUUAUUUUUGGAAAAUAUUUGUAAUUUCAUAUUGUGACUAAUAGAUAUAAACAGAUACUUAAUACUAUUUAAGGAUUUAUUUUAUGUGAUAUUGUACACUAAAUAUAAAAAAUUACACCUUCCUCGAUUAAUAGAUGGAAUUAACUUUUGAGGACGUACAAAAUAUUUUUUGUAUAAACUUUAAUACGUACAAAAUAUUUAAGAGAGCUAUUAUAAAUAUCUUUUAUCAAUAUUUUAAUUGAUGCGUUUUAAGAAAAUUAUUUCUUUUUGCAAAAAGAAUUGUGUUAGCAUCACUUUAGACAUAAUUUAAGUAGUAAACACUAUGCUAAAGUUUCUGUUCUUUUAAAAAUAUGAUGCAUUUAAGGAUUGAAAUAUGUAAAGGUAUGAUAUAUGAUUGAUGAAGGUAUGAUUAUAUAAAUAAAUUAAAUUAUUGUUUGUAGUAAUUUAAAAAGUUAAAAUGUGUGAAAUCAAUUUUUCAUUUUCGGUUAAAUUAUAAUCAGAAUUAUAAACGUUGUCGAUUUCACAUGAUUAUUUUAUUUAAUAUGUAUUAUCAUCGUAACCUUAUAUUGUUAAAUAUAUUUAUAUUUAUAACCUUUUGAGUGCCAAAGUUGAUCGAAAAAAUGUAUGUAUACGAAAAAUGUCAAAUUGUGCGAUCGCUCUCGAGCGAAUUAUGUAAUUAAAUUAUGUAGCACUUAAAACUUUCCAUGCCAAUCUAUUUUCGGUAAAAGUUGAAUUUUUUAUUAAAAUAAUUGUCCCCAUAGUGCACGUAAAACAAGUUUAUAAGUGUUAAGAUAAAGAAGUAAGUAUGUACACUGUUUGUAGUACAUAUGGUUUGAAUGGAAAAAUUACGCGAAAAUAGUGUGACAUGGAAACCGUCAAGCGGUUAAAAGUAUUUACAAAUUGAUCAAUUUAAAGCCAAAUUGUUUCUUUGUCUUAAAAGAAUGAUAUUUUAAAAUAAAUUGUUUGCAUAGAUAUUGAGUUAAAACUUAAGUUCAAUUAUAAGAUUGUAGGAAAGAGUGCAUAUUAAGUUGAGUACUAAGUUCGUUUAUUUAUAAAUGCAAGACUCGUGGUAAUUAUUGAAAUUUUCGGGUAUAAGCUGUGCUCUAAAAUACAUAUUCCGACAUAUAUUUCAUCAAGAUAAUAGUUAGCUUUAUUACGAAUAAAAAAGUAUACUCGAUUUCUGUCCCAUUUGGGUUCAGUGGACUUCUUGUUACAAUGAUGAUGCUAACUAAACGAAACGUCAGAAUAAUUCUUUCAAAACCUUAUCUAACACGUUCUUCAAAAAAUGUUCGAUUGUUUCGAAAAAUGUCUAUCUCAUGAUUUCAAUGGUUAUGAUAAUUAAACAUAUCAGGUUAAGUUAAGUCCUCCAAGGAUGUAUAUGAUUGUAUAUAAUUUAGUAAGUACUUCUGUAUGUAGUAUGUAUUUUGUAAUAGGUAAAACUUUUUUGAUGAUGAGUGAGUGCAGCAUUAUUUUUGAUAUUUAAUAUUGCUUUAUUUCUGGAAAGAACAAUGUAGGUUUUUAAGAAAUAAACAAAAAUAAAAAUUUGUCACAUAUGGUAAAGAUGUAGGUAGUAAAUUCACAAAUAAUAUCUAUUUGAGAAAGUAAAGGCAAGUAAAUAAAGUUUAAUGUUAAUCGAAUACCUAUAAUGGUUACAAAUUAUAUAAGACAUAAAAUUUUAAAUAAUAUUUCUGGAAAGAACAAUGUAGGUUUUUAAGAAAUAGACAAAAAUAAAAAUUUGUCACAUAUGGUAAAGAUGUAGGUAGUAAAUUUACAAAUAAUGUCUAUUUGAGAAAGUAAAGGCAAGUAAAUAAAGCUUAAUGUUAAUCGAAUACCUAUAAUGGUUACAAAUUAUAUAAGACAUAAAAUUUUAAAUAUUUAACACAAAUCAUAGUAGUUUCUGGUAUUUAAACAAAUUGAAGAUCUGUGAUUGAAAUAAUUAAUUGGAAGGCAACAAAUUAUGUUGGACAGUGUUGAUAAAGGAAAAACACUAAUCUAAACCGCAGUAACAAUCUAAGAAUGUAUUUUUGAUAAAAUUGAGAGAAUGACUUUAUUAUAAUGUUUUAUCAAAAAAGCAGACAAUUACUGCUGAUAAAUAUUGUGUAUAAGUUAAUCAUAGGCAAUGAAAAAAGAAAAUUAGUUACCAUUAUUUUUCACUAGAAUAAUGUUACCAAUGCAAUUUGGUUGGAAAUUAUUAUGUUUUGAAUAUGUAUUUACAUAGAAUUCUGAGAAAAUAUGUCCAUAUCAUUUUAUAAUAGGAAGGAAAGUUUUACAGUGAUAAAGUAAAGAAAUGAUAUAAUUGCAAGAAGUAAAAAGUGAUAAAAUAAAAUGGUUUAUACUUCUUUUAUUAGGCAUAUUUAUCUUGCAAGAAAAGGAAUGAAUUUACUACUCAAUCUAAUGUAUUGCAAAGGAAAUGUAUAAAUAGAUAAGUAAAUACUUUUACCCAAAGAAGAUAGGAUAAAAUAUUUAGAAAAUGUUUUUGGAAGUUAUAAUAAUUCAAAAGAAUCUUUCUGAAUGUGUGAAAUACUUUUAUAGAUUGUUUAAACAAGUAAGACUAAUUUUUACAGUAAAAGUUGUAAUACUAACUACAGGUUUACAAUUUUUUACAGAUAUACAAGCGAACAUAAUGAAUAUUUUUUCAUUGUUAUUGCAUUUUAAGCAGUCAAGUUAUUUAUAAAAAUAUCUUUUUAAAUGAAGUAAUUUUUUAAUAUACUUGUAUAUCAAAAUUAUGAACUUGGAAUUGUAAACUAUAUCAUUGUUUGUUAUCCUUUUAUAUUCUGUUCCAAAUAAAUUUGCAUUAAAUUAAA
Bombus pascuorum is the source of this 5783-nucleotide messenger RNA. It is a transcript of the gene nes, whose product is annotated as lysophospholipid acyltransferase 5. The transcript is spliced from 8 exons. The record is from RefSeq and is a predicted model, not a curated record. NCBI's taxonomy places the organism in Eukaryota, Metazoa, Arthropoda, Insecta, Hymenoptera, Apidae. Gene Ontology annotation, cellular component: membrane. Bases 1107 to 2531 code for a protein of 474 amino acids. Gene Ontology annotation, biological process: phosphatidylcholine biosynthetic process; lipid modification. Gene Ontology annotation, molecular function: lysophospholipid acyltransferase activity; 1-acylglycerophosphocholine O-acyltransferase activity.